Gongylonema pulchrum is the source of this 286-nucleotide messenger RNA. The record is from the annotation of a GenBank genome assembly. Lineage: Eukaryota; Metazoa; Nematoda; Chromadorea; Rhabditida; Gongylonematidae.
AUGAAUACGAUAAUGUGACACUGAUGUAUGCGAAGCAUGAAAAAAUUCCUAUGAAGGAUUUCGGAUCGGAGAUUCGAGCCACUAUGGACAUCGAUCAUUUACUCAACAAAUCAGUCCUGUUACUUGAUUUGCAGGAAACAUCGCUCGAAGAAAUUUUUGCAAAGUGCGUAGACUUUUUUUUUUUGACUAAAAGCCAUAUUGGCAAGCGCCCUGGGGCAUCAGUGAUGCUAAUUGGAUUGCAGCUUUGUGAUUACAUACGGUCUUUUGAAACAAACAAGCAUUAGCG